Messenger RNA from Fulvia fulva, 1470 nucleotides. Its product is annotated as putative squalene synthase. Gene Ontology annotation, biological process: farnesyl diphosphate metabolic process; ergosterol biosynthetic process. The transcript is spliced from 2 exons. Gene Ontology annotation, cellular component: endoplasmic reticulum membrane. Gene Ontology annotation, molecular function: squalene synthase [NAD(P)H] activity. The record is from RefSeq and is a predicted model, not a curated record. Bases 1 to 1470 code for a protein of 489 amino acids. Lineage: Eukaryota; Fungi; Ascomycota; Dothideomycetes; Mycosphaerellales; Mycosphaerellaceae.
AUGCCUUCCGUCUCCAGCAUCGCAUACUACCUCGUCCACCCCAACGAGCUGCGCUCCAUCAUCCAGUGGAAGACGUGGCACAACCCCGUCCACGAGCGCGAUGAGAGCAAAGAGUCGGCCGAUCUGAAAGAAUGCUUCCGCUUCCUCCAACUCACCUCGCGCUCCUUCUCUGCCGUCAUUCAGGAGCUGCACCCUGAGCUGCUAGUGCCGGUAUGCCUGUUCUACCUCAUCCUGCGCGGCCUGGACACCGUCGAGGAUGACAUGAGCAUCCCGCUGCACAUCAAGGAGCCCAUGCUCCGCGACUUCCACAACCAUAUCGAGGACGAGAGCUGGACUUUCGACGGCAAUGGCCCAGACGAGAAGGACAGGGAGCUGUUGGUACACUUCGACGUGGUGGCCAAGGAGUUCAACAAGAUCAAGGCAGAGUACAGGAAGAUCAUCAAGGACAUCACCACGAGCAUGGGCAACGGCAUGGCAGACUACGCGAAGAAUGCAGACCACAACGCCAACGGAGUCCAGACGAUCAAGGACUACGAGCUGUACUGCCAUUACGUUGCAGGUCUCGUCGGUGAAGGUCUUACACGGCUGUUUGUUGAGGCGAAAUUGGCAAACCCAGCACUUCUACAACGCCCUGAGCUCAUGGAGUCCAUGGGCCAGUUUUUGCAGCAGACCAACAUCAUCCGAGAUAUCAGAGAAGACCACGAGGACAAGCGAUACUUCUGGCCCAAAGAGGUGUGGUCUAAGUAUGUUACCAAGUUCAGCGAUCUAUUUCUGCCAGAGAACAGGGAGAAGGCACUUCAAUGCAGCAGCGAGAUGGUCCUUAUCGCCCUCAACCGUGCUGAUGAGUGUCUCUUCUACAUGGCCGGCGUGAAGGAACAGUCAGUCUUCAACUUCGUUGCGAUACCCCAGUCCAUGGCGAUUGCGACACUGGAACUCUGCUUCCAGAACGAAGCCAUCUUCGACCGCAACAUCAAGAUCACAAAGGGUUCGGCAUGCCAGCUCAUGACCGAGUCCACACAGAACUUGCAGCUCGUCUGCGAGGUAUUCAGACGAUUCGCCAGAAAGAUCCACAGAAAAAACAAGCCGAGCGACCCUCACUUCCUUGACAUCAGCGUGGCUUGUGGCAAGAUUGAGCGAUUUAUCGAGAGCAUCUUCCCGACACAAACGCCGCGAACACUUCCACCAGGCGCGGACCAGACUGUAGCCGUUGACUCGGAGGCGGAGGCACAGAGGAAGGCAGAAGAGGCAGAGGCAAAGAGUGAUGUGUGGUAUCUCAUGAUUGCCAUUUUCUGUACAUUGGGUGUCAUCACGUUUUUGAUGAUUGGUGCCGCGUGGUUCUUCGGUGCUCGCUUUGACCUGGCAUUCGCCGAGCUGCGAAAAGGCAACCUCAGCCCGCCCAAAGGAAAGGGCAUCAUCUCAUCGACCAUUGCAGCGGCACCCAGCGCCUACGAAGGUCACAACGAAUUGUAA